AUGUCAACAGAACGUUCUGAUGUCUCUGGAAACCCAUAUAGUUUUCAGCCUGGUCAGUGGGCCCCACCUCGUGCACCUUUACCCCCGCAUCGUCUUGCGAAGAUAGCUAAUGCCCUGGGAGUCUCUAUGCCUUCUCCUGCAGGGCCUAAUUUCUCUUCUCCAUGCUUGUCUUCGUCCUUUGCUAGUGCAUCUCCUACCACAAGUAAUGCUGAUCUUCCCUGGCGUGUUGCGACAUCGUCUCCUGCAUCUGCGUAUCAUGUUGGGUCUUUUGCGUCUUCAUCUCAGUCCAAGUUCCUGCUCCAUGUCAUUCCACCUCUUCACCUCCUUCACGACUUCGAUGCAUCUGACCCAUUGGAGCCUGCGCCUCCUCCUACUGCAUCGGGAUAUCACGCACAGUUCCGGCGCGGUACUCUUGUCUCUUUACAGCCCUCGCUUCAUGCGCAACUUAAUGCAAUUGCUAAAGAAUAUGCUUUACCUAGCACAAUUGGUCUCAUCCUUUACCUGAUUACAACUUCCCCGCAAAGCCGCCAGAACAGUCCAAUGCCAUUUGUGACCCCUACGUCAGGAAAUGACGAUGCGGAGGAACCAGGUCCGCGCAUCUCCGAAGAAAUCUGGAAACAUAUUUGGGCUCGAGUUCUGAAAGCUGAGCGCGAAGAAUCUCUCGCGCUCUCGCGGGGACCAGCCUCUAGUCCUUUCGGUCUGGGUCUAGGCUUAGAUUCUUCUGGCCAGUCCAACUUGCGCCCUUUGAUUACCCCCAUGCGGACGGAAACGCCGCAACCGCAACCUCUCACAUACCCAAUUACUCCUUCGUCUACCACUUCUUCAGUAUCCGAUCUUCGGUCUCACUCUAAAUCUGCCCCUCUAUCAUCCUCAUCACUGACGCACUCGGAACCAGAUACCCCCGAUACCUCCCGUUCAUCUGAUCACGAAAUACCCGGGAUUGACCUGCCAGGUCUUAAUUCAUCCUCAAUAAUACCUAUACUAGCGAAAGUGGAGUUCGAUAUUGACCGACGGAAAGCUGCGUGGUAUGAGCCAUGGUUGCGUGGUCGUCGAAUGACCCAUGCUAAACGCGCCGAGAGUCGUCAAAGUAAUCGAGCACGUUCCCGAUCACGUGCGGAAGGAGAGGGAGAUGGGAAGCGUAUGCCAUUCGACUUAAAACUAGUGGAGAGGAUGCAGAAUGCGAGCUCUGUGCUCAGCUUUACUACGUCACAGUCUUCAAGGGAGGGAGGUAGCACUAGCGGGUAUGCUCCUCUGUCAGAUGUUACGGAUGAAGCAGUUGAAGAGGACACAACGACACACGUGACUGAUGUCUGUCAUCAUGAUCCUCCGGUGGACGUCUUCGACACUGGCGGGUAUGCUUCUCUGUCACAUGCCACGGACGAAGUAGUUGAAGAGGACACCUCAACACACGUACCUGAUAUCUAUCAUCAUGAUCCCCUGGUGGACGUCUUCGGCACUGAUGCAGACACCUGGGCUGACAUGCGCGCUGAAUCGCAGGGCAAUCAACCCGACGCCGAUCCAAAUAUAGUCGAUCUUGCGUUGGAUGCAUCAUCGAUGACUGUCAUGCCUGAACAGGAAUCGGGAGAUGAGGUGGAUGAUGCGGAAGAGAUUAGGGACAUUAUGCGGAGGAUGUCAAGCAGGAUGUCAAAGCCCAUGUUGACCUUGUCGAUACCAUCUUCACCAAACUCGCAGCAGAUGUCGUCGCCUCCUAUAUCAAGCGUCCUUGCACCCAAGGAAGCAAGCAAUGACCUCGUUCUGCAUGUGGGACCGAGCCCGAUGUUAUCAUCCUCCAGUGGAGGCGACAGCACGAGUCUGCCUUAUGCGAAUUCGAUAGGGACACCGAUCAUGGGUGAGAUAGGUGACGAUGAUGGACUCUCCUUGGACAUGGAGCAAGAAUAUAUGCGAUCACGGAGUCCUACUGAAGAAAAGCGCGGCGGUGCGGUUUUCGAGGACCUCAAUCUUGGUUUAGAUCUGGGAGAUGAAGACGAAGAGUACGACGAGAAUGACCCGAAUGAUCAACGCAGAAGCCAAUAUCUCAUGAGAGCCAAACUCGACGAGAUUGAACGGACUUUGGCACAGUUUUCUCCAAGACACAUCAAAACCGAUGACUUAGAUGAAGAUAUCACGAUCACUCAUGCCCGAACAAAGUCACUCCUCACACUUCAUGCAGGAGUAACUUCGAAAUUAUCAACUGAUCAUUCACGUGACAUUCCGGCGACAGGAAAUUCUAUCGAUCGUGCCGAUGCAAGCGAGAAAUCGUGGCCUGCCGUCUCCUACUCAUCUAUCGCUAAUAAGUCAUCGCAAUCACCAAGCUUCCAAUCACAUCGGCCUACAAAUCUUCCUCCAUCACCACCUCGGCUCGCUGUCAACGGUGUGUCGACAGGUGCCCCAAAAUCGUUCGCUCCACCCUCGCGGUCUGCUUCACCCAACUCUCUCUCCACAGAGACCAAGAUCCGCAAACGAGAUUUGGAGCCCUCCAUGUACCCACCACCCUUGCCCCGAUCAUUUGGAAGGCAAUCGGAAACUGCGUCAGACUCUCCCAUACCGUUGUCUCCUGAUCCUUUUGGACGGUAUCCCUCUUAUCUCGAGUCAGACUCACACUCCACCCCGACGUAUUGGGAUCCUGCAACCGGGAAAUUCACCAAUACUCCUGUUGAAUCCAGACCGUCUUUGUCAUCUGUAGAUGAGGGUUCUGUUGCUUCUACAACACCCUCCAGUCGAUUCUCUGCUGACUCAGCGAGUUUUUCGGAUGCUGCGGCGAACACUGCAAAAACUUCUACUCCCCUCGUCAGCGUCAAGACCUUCAAGAAACUUUGGCGUAGAAGCAAGUCUACGUCGGUCUCGGCCCAACAACCUCCUACGCCAAGUGCUGGACGAGCUUCGUUCCAGGGAUCUGCACCGCCUGCUCCAUCGUCGCAUGAUCAACCCGGGCCGCCCCCACCGCCGCAAAGAGGAUUGCCAACUGUGCCUCCGAUGACUAUGCCACGAACACCAUCCCCACGUCCAACGACUCCGACAAAUCCUUCGGCAGAGAAGACAAGCGUCCGUAAAUCGAUUCUCAAGACCUGGAAAUCAGUAUCGGGUUCCACAGCCUCUUCUAGUGCUCCUUCAGAACCAAGACGGGAUACUGAAAGACCCGUGUCUAACGAGACUAUAAAACCUCGAAGACCGAGUGUCUUGGAUGCUGGGAUACCCCCAACGCCGAAACUUGCUGAACAGUAUCUUCCUUCAAAUCAUGCCCGAACGGGCAGUGGCAUUUUUGAACGAAGAAAGUCUGUUGGACGGUCUAGAAUGGGACCUUCGUCGAAUCUGUCGACGUCAUCUCAAGACGCUGCCCUCCCAUCUAGGACGCACUCGCAUACACCGUCGCAGCAAACAUCUCCUCUACCUCCAGGGUCUAUAUCUCCUGCUCGCUCCCUGCAGUCCACCGCUUCUCGCCAUUCCCAUGUAGAUGGCAGUUUUGAAACCGCACAGUAUGAACUAGUAUCCACCUCGCCCAGAGUAUACCCGAGCUUGUCUUAUCCCUAUCAGACACUUGACCAAGAUUAG
Molecule: messenger RNA, 3549 nt
Organism: Suillus clintonianus
Lineage: Eukaryota; Fungi; Basidiomycota; Agaricomycetes; Boletales; Suillaceae
Exons: 5
Coding region: 1-3549 (1182 amino acids)
Source: RefSeq, a predicted model, not a curated record